Messenger RNA from Cryptotermes secundus, 3161 nucleotides. Its product is annotated as photoreceptor-specific nuclear receptor-like. Gene Ontology annotation, biological process: cell differentiation; positive regulation of transcription by RNA polymerase II; anatomical structure development. Gene Ontology annotation, molecular function: zinc ion binding; nuclear receptor activity; RNA polymerase II cis-regulatory region sequence-specific DNA binding. The transcript is spliced from 8 exons. NCBI's taxonomy places the organism in Eukaryota, Metazoa, Arthropoda, Insecta, Blattodea, Kalotermitidae. The record is from RefSeq and is a predicted model, not a curated record. Bases 274 to 1761 code for a protein of 495 amino acids.
UUGUCGAGAUGGUGGUGGUGGUGGCGGUGGUGGUGGUGGCAGCAUCAACUGCUACACCAGGACCCACCGUGGCAAGAUUAAGCCUCGCAAACACCCGCCACUUGUUAUGUUAAGCGUACGUACUUGAAAGCAGUCACUUCUGUGACAACUGUACGGAAUUAAACAAUUUGUUAAGCCCUUUUACUGAAAAAAGUAUACAGUAAAAUCGGAUUAUAAGAAGCCGCGCGGUACCAAGAAGUGCCACCACUGCCACCACUGCCGCGCCACCGACGCAUGGAGUCCGCAAGUGCAUCUCCGCCGGCAACCACAACAGCAGGCGCGGUCCAGUCACCACUCGAGGCGGAGAACGCACUGCGAGAGGCUGCGUCUAGGACCGUGCCUUCGCCAGUGCCACCUCGGGAGUGCUACUCCCCAGCGGCGUCUUCGAGUCCCCAUCCCUUGGCACUGUGCCUGGGACCGCCGUGUCCACCGUCAGCACAACAGACGAUCGUCCAGGUAAAUCGGACGCCCCCACCACCGCCACACUCCUUCCUGCUGGGGUCUGGUCACGGACAUGUCUCUUGUCCGGCAUCGCCGCCCACAGCCUCCAAGAAUAAGGCGUCGCUAGGUUUGACGUGCGUCGUAUGUGGAGACACAAGCUCGGGGAAACACUACGGCAUCCUUGCGUGCAACGGCUGUAGCGGUUUCUUCAAGCGAAGCGUCCGGAGGAAACUUUACUACAGAUGCCAGGCCGGCACGGGGCGCUGUAUUGUGGACAAGGCGCACAGGAACCAGUGUCAGGCCUGUCGCCUCAAGAAGUGCCUACAGAUGGGCAUGAAUAAAGACGCCGUACAAAACGAGCGUCAGCCGAGGAACACGGCCACGAUACGACCAGAAGCUCUGCUCGAGAUGGACCAGGAGAGGGCGCUGCGUGAAGCUGCCGUUGCUGUUGGUGUAUUUGGCCCCCCAGUUUCCCUCGCCAUGGGUCUAUCUCCGAGGUACCACACUGGUAUGCUGACAUCUCCCAUAGAAUUGCCACCCAAGCAAGAAGCAGACGAUGAGGACAGUAUAGACGUAACCAACGAGGAGACUUUGCCCCCCACGCCUCGCCCACUCACCUGCUCUGCACCGACGCCCACAGUUUCGUCUCUGGCCUCACAGCAGCGUCCAGUCGAACCAGCGGCUAUCUAUCCGCCUAUCCAGGAGACCGUGUACGAGACGUCAGCACGGCUACUCUUCAUGGCCGUUAAGUGGGCCAAGAACCUGCCCUCAUUUGCAAGGCUUCCGUUUCGAGACCAGGUGAUACUUCUAGAGGAAGCGUGGGCAGAGCUAUUCCUGCUGAACGCCGUUCAGUGGUGUAUGCCGCUGGAGUCCAGUCCUCUGUUCUCGGUGUCGGAUCAUGCCUCAGGAGCGCCAAACGGCAAGGACAGCCAGGUCGCUGCUGACAUUCGUAUUCUUAACGACACUUUGCUGCGGUUCAAGGCCAUCGGAGUCGAUCCCGCUGAGUUUGCCUGCCUUAAAGCAAUCGUCCUCUUUCGUUCCGAGACACGAGGCCUGAAGGACCCGGCGCAGGUGGAAAAUCUGCAAGAUCAGGCACAGGUGAUGCUGGGUCAGCACACAAGGGGGCAUUACCCUGGACAGGCAGCGCGUUUCGGCAGAUUGCUCCUAAUGCUACCACUGCUUAGGCAGGUUACUACUGGACGAAUUGAACAGAUAUUCUUUCAGCGGACCAUCGGCAACACUCCGAUGGAGAAGGUCCUCUGCGACAUGUACAAGAACUGAACAAAUAUUUCACUGAGCUCUCAGACAGAAGAGGCCAGACAUUUUGUGUGGGGAGGGGGUGUUUGAGAGAGCCUCACUGAAAUAAGUGUAGUUUAUUCCUUUGGGUAGGUCUGUUCUGAAGAAAGAACAUACUGGAGUGUUCGAGAACGAAGUGCUAGGAGGACGUUUAAUCUAGGAGAGAUGGAGUAACAGAAAACUGAAAAGAAUUACUUAAUAAUUAACUUCAAAAUGUUGUAAUGUUCUUUAAACAUUCCAUGAGGUAACGAAAUGAAACCAAUAAUUUAGAGGAGGCAUUUAGCAUGUAUCGAUGAAACGAGAAGUACAUAUAAAAUUCUGAUUGGAAAACCUCAAGAGAAGAGGCAAAUUGAGACAUCUACGCUUAAAUAGGAAUAUAAUAUUAAAAUUACUCUUAGAGAAAUAGGUAACAAUAAUCACUACGUCUAUGAAGUGACUGCCUACACAGUGAAUGGUAGGUGAUCCAUGCCCGGUUUGGGAAAUAUAUAGUUUCUCUUCAAAAGCCUCUAGAAAAGCUGUGGGGCCCGUCUAACUUCCCAUCUAAUGCAUGCAGGAGGUGAAAUGGUGGAAAGGCGGAGCUAGAAGUCGACCUUCUUAUUUCGAAGUCUAUAAUGUUUGGAGGUUUACUUCCAAGCUAUUUUAUACUCUAUCGCGUGGUGCUUACGUACAAGAGGGACACAUCUAUCGUAACAGACAAAUAUUGUGUGAAUGUGUGAACUUGAUUGAAUUGACUCAGAAUGGUUUAAUUUGGUCAACAUAGUGACAGAUUCCAAAAAAAAAACGAAAGACUGUAUUGAUCCCCUGAGCAAGUGGCAGCUUUCGUGGAAUGUCCUGAACCUUGGAGUUUAGUGGCUGCAGAAGUACAUGUCAGUCCGUGAGACUCUUACAGUAAGAUUACCUGUUCUGUGUGUUGCCUGAGACAAGAUGCACACAUAUAUGGGCAAAACACUUCAGUUUUACUUCACUUGCAUUUAGAAUAACUCACAACUAAAUAAAAUAUUUGUUUCAAAUUCAGUUUACCAAAUUCUAAAUGUAAUAUGCCCUAUAUUUGAAACUUAAGUGUGUUUAAUUUACUGAACAGGAACAGAGGUGAAAAGUCCUUGUUUACUAAUUUUUUAGUUUUAAAUCGAGUGAACUAUACUGGCUCUUCUCGCCAAUCAAUACAUUACACCCAUUAGGCUCAAUCUUAAGAACUAAAUUUUACAGAUAUCUUUAUAAUUAUUGUAUCCUUAACUUUCAACACAAGUACAUCUAAUGCCGAGGUCAAGAAUGAUGGAGCCAUACCUCUACUCCCACAUGUAUCUUCAUGGUAUAGUGUUUAAUUAAUUAGGUACAAAGACAGUUUUACCUCAUCCUAUUUAGUUUAAUAAAAACCAUCUGAUGAA